Dreissena polymorpha is the source of this 3492-nucleotide messenger RNA. RefSeq lists its product as uncharacterized. The record is from RefSeq and is a predicted model, not a curated record. The coding region runs from base 1 to 3492 and encodes 1163 amino acids. NCBI's taxonomy places the organism in Eukaryota, Metazoa, Mollusca, Bivalvia, Myida, Dreissenidae. The transcript has 6 exons.
AUGGCGGGCUUGAGGAUGGAUGACCGGGUGGCUUUAUAUGGCAGUGCUGAGCGAUUCGGCGGAAAGAGCCGGAACACAAGUGAUGAGGAUAGGAACACCGGCGAUGAGUGUAAUAACACCGGUGAUGAGGGUAAUAACACCGGUGAUGAGGGUAAUAACACCGGUGAUGAGGAUAAUAACACCGGUGAUGAGGGUAAUAACACAGGUGAUGAGGAUAGGAACACUAGUGAUGAGGAUAAGUACAGCACUGAUGAGGAUAAGAACACCGGUGAUGAGGAUAAUAACACCGGUGAUGAGGGUAAUAACAACGGUGAUGAGGAUAAUAACACCGGUGAUGAAGAUAAUAACACUGGUGAUGAGGGUAAUAACAACGGUGAUGAGGAUAAUAACAACGGUGAUGAAGAUAAUAACACAGGUGAUGAGGAUAUGAACACCAGUGAUGAGGAUAAGAACAAAGAUGAGGAUAAGAACACCAGUGAUGAAGAUAUUAACACCAGUGAUGAAGAUAAGAACAAAGUUGAUGAGGAUAGGAACACCAGUGAUGAGAAUAAGAACCCCAGUGAUGAUGAAAGGAACACCAAUGAUGAGGAUAAGAACACCAGUGAUGAUGAUAGGAACACCGGUGAUGAAGAUAAUAACACCAGUGAUGAUGAAAGGAACUACAUUGAUGAGGAUAAGAACACCAGUGAUGAUGAAAGGAACACCAAUGAUGAGGAUAAGAACACCAGUGAUGAUGAAAGGAACACAAGUGAUGAGGAUAAGAACACCAGUGAUGAUGACAGGAACACCAGUGAUGAGGAUAAGAACACCAGUGAUGAUGAAAGGAACACUAGUGAUGAGAAUAAGAACACCAGUGAUGAUGAAAGGAACACCAGUGAUGAAUAUAAGAACACCAGUGAUGAGGAUAAGAACACCAGUGAUGCAGAUAAGAACAACAGUUAUGAUGAUAAGAACAACAGUGAUAAGGAUAAUUACACCAGCGAUGAGGAUAAUAACACCAGUGAUGAGGAUAAGAACACCACCAAUGAGGAUAAGAACACCAGCGAUGAGGAUAAGAACAACAGUUAUGAGGAUAAGAACACCAGUGGUGAUGAAAGGAACACCAGUGAUGAUGAAAGAAACACCAGUGAUGAUGAAAGGAACACCAGUGAUGAUGAAAGGAACACCAGUGAUGAUGAAAGGAACACCAGUGAUGAGGAUAAAAACACCAGUGAUGAGGAUAAGAACACCAGUGAUGACGAAAGAAACACCCGUGAUGAUGAUAAGAACACCAGUGAUGAUGAAAGGAACACCAGUGAUGAGGAUAAGAACACCAGUGAUUAUGAAAGGAACACCAUUGAUGAGGAUAAGAAUACCAGCAAUGCGGAUGAGAACACCAGCGAUGAGGAAAGAAACACCAUUGAUGAUAAAAGGAACACCCGUGAUGAUGAAAGGAACACCAGUAAUGAGGAUAAGAACACCAGUGAUGAGGAUAGGAACACUAGUGAUGAGGGUAAGAACAACAGUUAUGAGGAUAGGAACACCAGUGAUAAUGAAAGGAACACCAGUGAUGAUGAAAGGAACACCAGUGAUGAGGAUAAGAACACCAGUGAUGAGGAUAAGAACACCAGUGAUGAUGAAAGGAACACCAGUGAUGAGGAUAAGAACACCAGUGAUGAUGAAAGGAACACCAGCGAUGAGGAUAAGAACACCAGCGAUGAGGAAAGGAACACCAGUGAUGAUGAAAAGAACACCAGUGACGAUGAAAGGAAAACCAGUGAUGAGUAUAAGAACACCAGUGAUGAGGAUUGGAACACAAGUGAUGAGGGUAAGAACACCAGCUAUGACGAUAAGAACACCAGUGAUGAUGAAAGGAACACCAGUGAUAAGGAUAAGAACACCAGUUAUGAUGAAAGGAACACAAGUGAUGAGGAUAAGAACACCAGCGAUGAGGAUAAGAACACCAGUGAUGAUAAAAGGAACACCAGUGAUGAGGAUAACAACACCAGUGAUGAGGAUAGGAACACCAGUGAUGAGGAUAAAAACACCGGUGAUGAGGGUAAGAACACCAGUGAUGAGGGUAAGUACACCAGCGAUGAGGGUAAGUACACCAGCGAUGAGGAUAGGAACACCAUUUAUGAGGAUAAGAACACCGGUGAUGAGGAUAAGAACACUAGUGAUGAGGAUAAGAACACCCCUGAUGAGGAUGAGUAUAGGAACACAAGUGAUGAGGAUAGGACCACCAGUGAUGAGGAUAGGAACACCCGUGAUGAGGAUAGUAACACACCUGAUGAGGGUAAGAACACAGGUGAUGAGGAUAAGAACACCUGUGAUAAGGGUAAGUACACCAGUGAUGAGGGUAAAAACACCGGCGAUGAGGAUAAGUACACCAGUGAGGAGGGUAAGUACAUCAGCGAUGAGGGUAAAAACACCGGUGAUGAGGAUAAGUACAGCAGUGAUGAGGGUAAGUACACCAGCGAUGAGGAUAAGUACACCAGUGAUGAGGGUAAGUACACCAGUGAUGAGGAUAAGUACACCGGUGAUGAGGAUAAGAACACCGGUGAUGAGGAUAAGUACACCGGUGAUGAGGAUAAGAACACCUGUGAUGAGGGUAAGUACACCAGUGAUGAGGGUAAAAACACCGGUGAUGAGGAUAAGUACACCAGUGAUGAGGGUACGAACACCGGUGAUGAGGAUAAGUACACCAGUGAUGAGGGUAACUAUACCAGUGAUAAGGGUAAGUACACCAGUGAUAAGGGUAAGAACACCAGUGAUGAGGGUAAGUACACCAGUGAUGAGGGUAAGUAUACCAUUGAUGAGGGUAAGUACACCAGUGAUGGGGAUAAGUACACCAGUGAUGAGGGUAAGUACAUCAGUGAUGAGGGUAAGAACACCGGUGAUGAGGAUAAGUAUACCAGUGAUGAGGGUAAGUACACCAGUGAUGAGGGUAAGAACACCGGUGAUGAGAAUAAGUAUACCAGUGAUGACGGUAAAAACACAAGUGAUGAGGGAAGAACUCCAGUGAUGAGGAUAAGUACACAAGUGAUGAGGGAAGAACUCCAGGACUACUGUAAUGACCGGGACUUCCGGAAUGACAGGGACUACUGCAAUGACCGGGACUUCCGGAAUGACAGGGACUACUGUAAUGACCGGGACUUCCGGAAUGACAGGGACUACUGUAAUGACCGGGACUUCCGAUAUGACAGGGACUUCUGUAAUGACCGGGACUUCCGGAAUGACAGAGACUCUAGAAAUGACAUGGAUUCUAGAAAUGACAGGGACUUCAGAAAUGAAAAGGACUUCAGGAAUGACAGGAACUUCAGAAAAGACAAGGACUUCAGAAUUGAAAACUUACAAAUACUAAAUAUACGCUUAAAGCAUAACACGAUGCGCAAAAAAGAAUACGACCGGGACCUUGCGUUCUGCCAUCUCUGCAUGGCGGCCAAGAAGACGGGCAAGAUCGGCAACAUGAAGGUGGACGGCAGCUUCAUCAGUGACGGCUUCUCCAACUGA